This is a messenger RNA of Paramecium octaurelia, 606 nucleotides long. The record is from the annotation of a GenBank genome assembly. Lineage: Eukaryota; Ciliophora; Oligohymenophorea; Peniculida; Parameciidae.
AUGUUAAGGGAAGUGAAAGAACAUUAAAGAAGUUAGUCGGGUAUUUUUACAGUAUCUCUGUGCAACAACAUCCAGACAUUGACAGUUUAGUAAUUACUAAAUUGGAAGAAUCUCAUUGAAGAAAUUGUAAUCUUUCUAAAUUCUCGUAAGAUCAGAAAUAAGGAAUAAGAUGAUUUACUAGAUCAUUUCAAUCAUGUUUACGAUUAAUCUUUUAACAAAGUGAAUGACUUUAAUACCAAUCUUUGGAAGAUGAUAUUGAUUAUAACACAUUUAUAAUAAGAUAUGUAAGUACUCCAAUGAAGUCUAUUAAUGUUAUAAGUCUCUUGAAAUGGGAGGGAUGACACCAGUAGAUGUAUGGUGGGUAGAAGAUCACUUAUUAUGGAGGUAUUGCUAAUUAUGGAUCAGUACAAGGUUGAAUAUGACAAUUUUUCGGAUUUUAAUUGUCUGAUCAAAUUUAUGUAUCUUUUGAAGGAGUUCACACGAAUAGAAUUGAAAUAAUUGAUCAAUUUCAUAAAGACUGAUCAUUCUUAAUAAUAAGAAUUGCCAAACGCAGCGAGAAGUGUAGAUAGUUUUCGUCCAAAACAGAAAAGAUUAGAUACCUUUUGA